Messenger RNA from Elgaria multicarinata webbii, 2306 nucleotides. Its product is annotated as serine/arginine-rich splicing factor 5-like. NCBI's taxonomy places the organism in Eukaryota, Metazoa, Chordata, Lepidosauria, Squamata, Anguidae. The coding region runs from base 173 to 970 and encodes 265 amino acids. The record is from RefSeq and is a predicted model, not a curated record. The transcript has 9 exons. Gene Ontology annotation, cellular component: nucleus; cytoplasm. Gene Ontology annotation, molecular function: mRNA binding.
UAGGGGAAGUAGCGCCGCCAUUUUCUCUGGCGGACCGAAGUGAGUGUCGCGGGCGCGCACGGGGGCAACGAGUUUAGUGAAACGCUAGCAACGCGGGUUCUACAAGCCAGACCUCGUAAGCAUAUCUAAACAAUCAAACUUCACCCCAUCCCACUCGAAAGCAUAGAUUAAAAUGAGUGGUUGUCGUGUCUUCGUUGGACGUCUAAGUCCUCAUGCUCGGGAGCGAGAUGUGGAGAAAUUUUUCAAGGGAUAUGGCCGUAUACGUGAGAUCAAUCUGAAAAAUGGUUUUGGUUUUGUGGAAUUUGAGGAUCACAGAGAUGCAGAUGACGCAGUUUAUGAACUGAAUGGAAAAGAACUGUGCAAUGAAAGAGUUACGAUUGAACAUGCCAGAGCCCGAAGAGGGGGUAGGGGCAGAUACCCACAACGGUUCAAUUAUUACCAGUCUUAUGGGGGUGGAUCUAGCCAGUAUGGUCCACCUCUUCGUACUGAACACAGACUUAUAGUUGAGAAUCUUUCUUCACGUGUGAGUUGGCAGGAUUUGAAAGAUUUCAUGAGAAAGGCUGGAGAAGUGACUUUUGUAGAUGCUCACAGAAACAAUCCAAAUGAAGGUGUUGUUGAGUUUGCAUCAUCCAGUGACAUGAAGAGUGCAUUGGACAAGUUGGAUGGCAGUGAGUUGAAUGGGCGCAGAAUUAAAUUAAUUGAAGAUCGCAAAAGGCGCAGGAGCAGAUCCCGUUCACGGAGUUAUUCAAGGUCUCGCAGCAAGUCUAGAUCUGCAAGGUCUUCCAAGUCAAGCAGCAAGUCUCGUUCUCGGAGCCGUACACCUGAAAAGAGGGGCUCUCGAAGCCGUACACCGGAAAGGAAGGGCUCUGAGAAAAACCACCACUCUGGCCCACAGAAUUCCUCUCCAUCUCCCCCCCCAGCCAAGAAGAGGUCUCGCUCUAGGUCGAGCUCUGCCGAAAGCCGCAGUUAAGGUAUUUUGAGAGGUGUAUAAAUAUUUCAUUUCUAAGUCAAAAUUUUCUACAAGCUUGAAUAUGUUGCGAAUGGGGGAGGGGAUAAUUCAUCAGGUGAGCAUAGACCUCUGAAGAGUGGAUGUAAACUGACCCUCACUCCACCCUUGAUAGAGUUAGGUAAAUUGUAACCAGUAAUAAAACCAUUUCAAUUGGCAAAAUGUAAUUACCCAGAUGUACUAUGUACUGCUGUAGGUGAAGCCUUGCUGACUAAAGCCUCACACAUGUUGGAGUUUUGUCUUUGCUGUUGAAUAUGAUGAACUUAAGACAUGGACUGUGGCGCCACUUUUUCAGGGUCCUUUCGCUGUGCUUUUUGUUUGCACAUAGAUUAUCUUCUACGUAGCAUUGAGUAAACCACCAUGGCUGAGUUCAGCUGGCUAUUUACCUGCAGUUUUGAGAAGCUCCACAUUGCAUUCCUGAUAUACAGCCAUUCUGUCGUGCUGCGCAAGAGGGUAUUUUGAUUGUGAAUGAAUAGCUUUGCUUAUUCUAAGCUAGUAUUACAUGAAACGUAGCAAACAGGGAAGAUGUUUAAUUUGUUGCCUUGUUAAGCAGACACUGUGUUUUGAAAUGCUAGUUGAGAAUAAGCCCUGGUCACGAAGCAUGUCUCCAUUUCAUCUGAACUGGGUACAAAGUUUUUCAUAAUUUAGUACCUGUUAGAAAUUAUUCCGACAGAAGGAAGACUUCAAUAAAGCAGAUUAGAAUAUUUAAUCUGUUGUCUGAGUAGGCCUCAUAUUACAGAGGAUGCCCUUUAGAAAUUAAAACGACAUCACUUGUACUGAAACAUCAAGUUUUUAUUUUAAUAUUGCAAAGAAUACAUUAUUCUGUAUGGCUACCAGAGUGUGACACUAAAUACUGCAGGUACAUGUGGUAUCGGAAGCAGUACAUUGUCAAAUUUGAUAGGGAAGGAUUAUUUUCAAACUGUUGAGACAAAUUUCCGUAAAAGCUUAAUGUGAUGUGAAUUUAUUAAUGCUAAAGUGUAAAAGGGCAUUUUCCUUAGGUUUACAAGACAUGAUUUAGUUUUUGUUAGUAGAUAGUACUUUGUUAAUCCUUAACAACUUUGUGAUCACUAAACUAUCUGGCUUCCACAUACCUAAAAUGAGGGAAUCUGCUUGAAAUACUUGUAAUUGACCCUAAAAUGUUUAAAUGUAUUGAUGUGAUACAGUAAAUACAAUAAAUGUUUCUCCCCUGCUUACUGCAGCUUCAGCGGUCUUUCUGUGUUGCUCAUUAAAGCUAAGUUUGUAAACUUUUUUCUUUGUUAGCAACAGUUUUUAUUUUCAAUAAAAUUGAUACAUAAUGAAA